AGGCGUUUCUCUACCGACCAAUGCGCAGAAGAGAAGUGCAAUCGCUUUCUCGAACAAAGUGAACACUCGCAGUAAACUGACCCCUGUAGCCAUCUCAUCUGACAGAACGGUCUCUUUACGAAAUCAUCAUGCCGUUCAUUGAUUUGGAAAGUAACUUAGCUGCUAGUAAGUUUUCUGAGGAUUUCUUGAAAAAGCUAGGGUCCAAAACAGCUGCUGUUCUAGGCAAACCCGAAGAGAGAAUGAUGUUGGUGGUGAAGCCUGGACUGCCAAUGCUCAUGGGUGGAACUUGCGCUCCGUGCGUCAUACUGUCCGUGUCCGCCAUCGGCGUCACUGACACUGCGGAGAAGAACAAGGAACACAGUGCCAAUAUCUUCACUUUUCUUAUUGAAGAACUUGGUCUUACUGAAGACAGGAUCGUGAUCAGGUUCUAUGCACUGGAGCCUCAUCAGGUUGGAAAGAAAGGUACUGUUAUGAGUUACCUGUAGGCGGCACUGUGGACGACAGAGUGACUUCAAGCAUCCAUUCCACAACAGUUGCCAUUGGAGAGGACAAACCCUGUCAGUGUUUCCACCACUCAAUUGGACAUGAGUGCCACAUGUCGCCAAUAAGACUUGCAUUGCAUUUUAGGAUUAUGGAAUUUGUCCCCAUGAAACUAUGUCCUGGAACCAGGACUCAUUCAUUUAUAUUACUGUACAUUACUGUACAUGUCUGCCAUAGUAAACAGAACCACACAUUUGACAAGCUAGAUGAUAAAAUACCCUGAUUAGAGGAAAUGUAAGUCAAUUGACCUGUAUUCAAUGUUAUUACUAUGUCAUUUCAACUAUUCAUUCAUAUCACAAGAACAUUGGAUAAUGUGGUUAUUGAUUUUUUUUCUCUGCUGUUUUGGUGGUAAGAAUCAUAAUGACUAACAUACACAACCGUCACUUAGAAAUGUCCUUGUUUUUGAAAGAAAAGCAUGUUUCUUUUGUCCAUCUAAAAUAACAUCAAAUUGAUAAAUACAGAGUUUCUCUGUC
This is a messenger RNA of Oncorhynchus mykiss (rainbow trout), 1013 nucleotides long. RefSeq names its product D-dopachrome decarboxylase-A. The record is from RefSeq and is a predicted model, not a curated record. NCBI's taxonomy places the organism in Eukaryota, Metazoa, Chordata, Actinopteri, Salmoniformes, Salmonidae. Gene Ontology annotation, molecular function: phenylpyruvate tautomerase activity.